UUUGACUUCAAAUGCCGGUAUUUGAAGGCCAGAAAUAUUGCAUAUCAUCUUCGGUACCUCAAGAACGCCAAGCGGAACUCAUCAUCAGCCUCGACCAGAACGGAGGGUCGCAGUGUACGGGCUUGGACGAUGAAAGCUUGACUGUAGUCGUCACGAAUGCGAAUGACUUUGACGGCAGGACGAAGGUCAGAAAAAAUGUCGCAAUAGUCACCGACUAUUGGGUGGAUCGGUCUUUGUUGCUUGGGAAGUUGCAAGAGACGCAAUACUAUUCCCCAGACCCUGCCAUGAUAUUCUCUGGUGUUGUGGCGUGCUCGACAGAUUUCACACCGUCAGAUAACGAAGUCCUUCAAGCCGGAAUUCUCGCCUUCGGCGGUCAAUGGCGAAACGGCUACCUCCGCGACGUAACCCACCUCUUCGCGCCUGCUGCUGGCUCCGAUAAAUACAAAACCGCAUUGUUCCACCAGGUCGACACGCAUGUCAAAGUCGUCACGCCACACUGGUUCGACGAUUCGGUGAGGCUCGGAAUACGGAACUUGCCUACGGACGUAUAUGAGUGGCCGGAGCCGGAGAUCUUGAAGGUGGGGAGGAGGUAUUCAGGGAUUAAGAAGGUGCUAGGGGAGCAGGAGGGGAAGAGGGAAUUGUCGAAGGCCACAGGAGAGGAUUGGAUGAAAGCGAUGACGGCAGAGAGGAGAGCGGUACUAAAAGGGUUGGUUGCGGAGGGAAAUGUGGAAGUGAGUGGAAAGGAUGUAUGGGGAGGGAAGCGGGUAUUAUUGAGUAAGGAAUUAGAGUUCUCAGAGUUGAGAAGGCGGACGGUCGAGGAUGGGAUCAGGCUGUGUGGCGGGGAGGUAGUAGAGUCGAGUGAAGGAGAGGAUGAGGUUGAUUUGGUGGACGAGGCGGAUGUGCUGGUGACGACCUAUCGCUGGGGCGAGCCAUAUAUUAAGGCUGUCAGAGCGAACAAGCUCGUCGGAAGCUUGACAUGGCUCCUGCACGUUGAACAUACUGGUGUCUUGUCUGCACCUACCAGCCAGCUUCUUCACCAUCCGAUUCCGAAGGGAAAGGUCGAGAGGAUGGCCCAAGAGGAAAUGACUGUGUCGAACUACACUGGUGAAGGACGCGACUACCUCAAGAAGCUUGUCAUGAUAUUGGGUGCCAAAUUUACCGCAAGCAUGACACAAAAGAACACUGUACUCGUCGCCGCCUUCAUAGAUGGUAAUAAAACCAACAAGGCUGCCAACUGGUCCAUGCCGAUUGUCAACCAUACGUGGCUCGAAGACUGCUUCAUCCACUGGAAGUACAUCUCCCCCGCGCACGAGAAAUACAUCUCCUUCCCUCCGAGCAUGAAUUUUGCCCAGCUUCUAGGCGAUAGAGGAUUGAGUGGCGCGGCUUUGAAGGAGAGUUUGAAAGAGGUGGAAGCGCAGAUGGAAGAAGAGAGGAGAGAGGCUGCGAUUGGGGUGGAUGUGGAGAUGAAUGAUGUUGGUGGUGAGGGGAUGGUGGGAGAAGGACAGGGUGAGACGGAGAUGCCAGAUGAUGGCGGUGUAAAUGUGGAGCAGGAGCAAGAGCAGGAAGUGGUAGCCGUGCAGGAGGAGGAGGACAUCGUGGAAGACGUCCGACCUGCGCCGUCUGCCAAAGCGCGCGGGAAGAAGGCUCAACGUCAUGAAGACGUUAUCGAGAUCGAGGAUGACGAGGAAGCAGAAGUUGAGGAACCGCAGCCACCUCGCCCUCGAGCCCGUAAUGGGAGAUUUUCCUCUUCGCAGACCAAAGAUGCAGCCGUUGAACCCGAAGAACGUGGACGGCCAAUUUCUCGGAAACGCAAGUCAAGGGGCCAAGAGGAAGAGGAGAAAGAACAACAACAACCUCAUCCGCGCCCAGCUUCCGUAGCUUCCACGCGGCGAAAGUCUAAGGGCGAGCCCGUGGACAUGGACGAGGAAGACGAGCACGACGAGCACGCCGACGCAGCCAGCACGAACCGUACACCCCUUCGCAAGUACGGGAGGUCCAAGAGCACCCGUCUAGCCGAAUUCCGUUCCCCCGCAUCCGUCUCACCGAACAAACGCACACCAACGAGAAAAGCUGCUCCUAAAAGCUUUGCUCUCGAGGAGAGUUCUUCAGAAGAGGAGUUACCGCCUGUCGUAUCCGUGUCCGCCAGAACACCUCGAACACCUAGCCGCUCGAAACGUCAGCAGCCCGAUUCUGAUGCAUACACUGAACCAGAGCCAGAGCCAGAGGAAGACGAGGUCAACCGUCAACUACGCCGCUCAGGUCGUUUGUCCCAAGGCACCACCCCUACCUCCAAACAUGCGACACAUUCGAAGAACGACGAAGUUUCGCCGUCGAGGCCUUCAGGCUCCAAGACUCAAACUCCACGGCGAAGGUUAUCAGUCGUCUUACCUCCUAUCGGUACCGGCGCUUCCGGAGGACGAGGGAGAUCACGGUCUCGCGUUCGUGCGGAAGGUUCGACUACCAGCGUCGCUAGCCCGUCGAAACCCCAAUCCACUGCCGCACCGAAGGACGCCGCCGCUAAACCGAAGUCGAAACCAAAAUCUGUUUCACGAUCUCGGCGAGCUGAAGCUCAGCGCGAUGGUGACUCUGACGACGAGCCUAUAUCUAUACCUGCGCCCGCUGCUCCGAAGGGGACCGUCAAACCGAAAUCAAAACCAAAACCGCGAUCUGUUUCUCGGUCCAGGCGGGCCCAACGCGAAGAGGAGUCUGACGACGAGCAGGGGCCAGUGCGUGGACCAGAGCCAAGGUCAGAGUCUGAGUCCGACCCUGAGCCCGUCGCCUCGACUUCUCGCGGACGUCCACCGCGACGUAAAUCCAUGCCUGAGGUCGUGAUAUCAGUCAGAACUGUGUCCCCUACGAGCGAGCAGCGAACAUCGGCGACACCUAUUGGAAGGUCGGGACCUAGGCGGUCAGCUGCUAUCAAGGCUUCGGGUAAACUCGAGCAUACGAUGAAGGAUGUGGUCAAUUACGAAAAGCAGAAAAGGGCGGGGACUAUCAAGGCGAUCGGGGAGGGUAAAGACAUCUAUGUUGAUCGGAAGGGUAAGGGACGGGACUCUCUCGGUGCUGGUUCGAGAAGGCGCGCUUCGAUGGCGGCGAGCGAUGAUAAUGAAGAGGAGGACGAGGACGUGAGGGGUAAACAAGGCAAGAAGAGGAGAAUGAGUGCGGCGAAGGACAGGGACGACGAGAGCGGGAGAAAGAAGGCGAGGACGAGCAUUAAUAGUCGGAGGAACAGGGCUCAGUCUGAUUCGGAGGAGGAUGUGCAGGCGAGUACGUCGAAGGGUAAGGCUAAGCAGGACGAGAGUGGAGGGCGUAAGAAGAUCGUGCACAGCAAGAUUCAAGAGGAGAUCAAUGGCGGGCCGAUAUACGCUGCUGAGCCCGUCCAUAGACCCGAACCUGCAGCGAAGAUUUGCUUCACACAGCUGAAGCUCACCGACGAUGUAGAGAGAGGUCUCAUCAAGCUGGACGUCAAGAUAGCGUCACGCGCAAGGGAUUGUACUCAUCUGAUCGCAAAACACAUCGGACGUACAGAGAAGUUCUUAUGCGCCAUGGCCGGUGCACCCUUCAUCGUCACGGAAGAAUGGGCUAAGGAGUCUGCUGGUGCAAAGUCCUUGCUACCCGCCGAUGAAUUCCUCCUGUCGGAUCCAGCGAACGAGAAAAAGUGGAAGUUCAAACUCGUCGACGCUGUCAAACGUGCCAAACAGAACAAGGGCCAGAUCUUCAAGGGCAUAGGGUUCUAUGUCACGACGAGGGUUCUCCAAGGACUGGAAAAGAACCUCUUGAGGAAUGUUGUCGAGGCUCACGGUGGCUGGUGGCGUUCGUCGGAGCCCACUGUGCGUAUGCUCAAGACCAGAAGGGAUACCGAGAAGCCCGUCGUCAUAUCCUGUAAAGCAGAUAUCAGCAUCUGGCGACCUUUAGAAGGGGCUGGAUUCACGAUAUAUAACAAGGAGUUUUUGCUCAAUGGGGCGUUGACACAGGAGCUGCGAUGGGACGACCAGAGUUGUCAGAAGAUAGAGUGAUAUUUGAUUCGGUCAUGGUUGAAAUCUUGUUUUGUGUUGUGGAAUUGCGAGCUUGGCUCUCGUUGUUUUGUUCCGCUGUGUGUUCUGCUGUCUUGUCCAUCUAAUUUACAUUUUACGAACUAUAUACAAGGAACCAGGUUUCUCGACGACAAGCCGAAGGCCUGCUACUUUCCAGGUCAGGUCAUUGUAAGUUAGAGCUCAGCAGUCAUAUUCAGAGCUUGCUAUCACGCUCUGACUUCUUUCCAUUGCCUCCUGGUCUCGUACCAAUAGGCUCGAAGUCGAUUUUCUGCUUCUUCAUCGCCGCACGCGUCGCAUUGACUAAGUCCGGAGCCUGGAGCAUGGCAGAGUUCCAGGUGAUGGUAUAUUCGAGGUUAUCAUCGAUUGUAUGAUCCCUUGCAUGAGCCAGCAAGUGUUUCGUUCCUACGACAGCGACCGGGCUCUUCGACGCGAUUUCCUUCGCAAGUUCAAGUGCGGCCUGUACGACCUCAGCGCGAGAGCCAGGUGUGAUCCUCGAAAUCAUACCCAACUCUUUGGCUUCUUCAGCACCAAAGAUCCUGGCCGUGAGCGCGAGCUCAUUCAGAAGAGAUGCGUUUCCCGUUAAUUUGGGUAACCGAGCAAGUGUGCCGAUGUCAGCGGCUAGUCCUACAUCUACUUCCUUGAUACUAAACUUCACAUCGCUCGUAGCAUACCGUACGUCGCAAGCGCUGACCAUGUCAAUGGCGAGACCAAAUGCGACACCAUGGACGGCAGCGAUCACAGGACACAGGCAGCGCGUCGGAGCGGCGAUAGCUUGCUGGAAUUCGCGGAUGGUUGGCCGUGUGAUCAAUGCUGUACGAGCGGGAUCGGAGCUUGAGACCAGGCCGGUCAGAAAGUCGAGAUCCACCCCAGCAGAGAAGGCUUUCUGAAGGCCGGACGAGAGUACGACUGCUCGGAUGGUAGGGUCUUUUGCAAUAUCGUCGAAUAGUGUUCCGUACUCGCGCCAGAAUGGUUCAGAGAACGCAUUGACGGGAGAACGUACAAGUUCGACAUGUAGGACGAACGGGAACGGGCAUGAUAU
Stereum hirsutum FP-91666 SS1 is the source of this 5073-nucleotide messenger RNA. RefSeq lists its product as uncharacterized. The coding region runs from base 12 to 4016 and encodes 1334 amino acids. Lineage: Eukaryota; Fungi; Basidiomycota; Agaricomycetes; Russulales; Stereaceae. Gene Ontology annotation, biological process: double-strand break repair; DNA double-strand break attachment to nuclear envelope. The transcript has 19 exons. Gene Ontology annotation, cellular component: Cul8-RING ubiquitin ligase complex; nucleus. The record is from RefSeq and is a predicted model, not a curated record.